UUGGAAAGGGGAACUAACGAAAUAAAUAACAUAAAAAUGAAUGUUAAAAACGCGCCAAAUAUGUCCCAUCGCGAGAAAUUCGAGUUAAUAAAUUCUGAAGUGCGUUCGUUUUACGAAUAUUGCAAAGAGUCGGGCAUGAGUGACGAAGAGAUGGAUUUGAUAUGCCGCCCUUUGACGAAUGCUGUACGCAAGGCUACAAUUAAACGGUGGACGAGAUUAUUUUUACUGUUGGUGAUGUUCGUGGCGAUUGGUUAUACUGUUAGCCAUACGGACACUUUUCAAUGGCAUGCAACCGCGGUCGCGAGAAUCGCUCUGAUAAAACUGCUGCCCAUAUGGGACUGGACCCCUUUGUAUUACAACAAAUGUCUAAUAGAGAGGUCUCAGCCGCAGAACUUGGAUAAUGAUCUUAUCUCACCUGCGGACUGCGUUACUUGCGAGGCUAUUAAAACCAUAGCUCGCGUGUCGGACACGAGUUACAACGAAGUGUUCAACCACCACCUGUCCAGAGGAGCGCCCGUCAUCGUCACCGACGCGUACUACGACUGGUCUGUCUCCGAGCUCAACCUGACCAGCAUCAUCAGCAACGACAACAGACUACGCGACUCCGUGCCCUGCAGAACCCUCACAAACAUCCGACUGGGUAAACAGCCGAUGGAUUUGGAGGAAAUCGUCUCCAGAAUAACCAACACAGAUAUUCCCAGCUGGUUCGUCCAUUUCCAGAACUGUGACAUCAGGGCGGUGAAAUCCUUCAGAAUUUUGGCGCCGAGACCUUAUUUCCUAUCCCCUCAUAUACCCCCGUCGCAUUUCAAUUGGCUCUUGCUCUCGAAAAAUUACGACACCCAUAGAUUCAAAUACUUAGAACUCGAUACGGGUUUAAUCAUCAUGUCCCAAUUAAAAGGGAUGACUUUUAUUCAGCUGAAACCAAGGUCUCCAUGCGAGGAGAUAUGUUAUACACUCAAUUUCCAGCUCAAUGAAGGGGAGACUUUAGUUUUGGGUAAUUCGUUAUGGGAGAUGGAGUAUAUGCCCGCGACGGGUGACAACGCCGCUAUGAUCACGGAAACCGAUUGGGUCGAGUCAUAAUACAUGUUUAAAGUGUUCA
Molecule: messenger RNA, 1099 nt
Organism: Pararge aegeria (speckled wood butterfly)
Lineage: Eukaryota; Metazoa; Arthropoda; Insecta; Lepidoptera; Nymphalidae
Exons: 2
Coding region: 37-1080 (347 amino acids)
Source: RefSeq, a predicted model, not a curated record